AAUAUUAAACUAAUGCCUGGACACGUCGUGAGCCGUCAGUGUCCCUGAUAAACCUAAACAGUGUCAACAUGGCUGGUGUUGUGAGUGUGUCUUGUAGGUCUGUAGCUCGUCUAGCUUGCCUGAGCACUCCAGUCCGCCACACUAGCAAAAAUAUAACACUUAUUAGGAAGGCUCUGCUCUUACAAUGUGUACCCAGUCACCACCAACUGGAGACCAAAAGGACAUUUUUUCAAACUUCUUUAUGCUCAAUGUUCAUCAAAGUUCAAGAAACGCCUAAUCCAAAUUCUCUCAAGUUUUUGCCAGGAGUCCAGGUCUUGGAGUCAGGUACAGCUAACUUUCCAAACAUCACAGCAGCUCAGAAAUCCCCAUUAGCUAAGCUGCUGUUUAGAGUUGAAGGGAUUCGUGGUGUUUUCCUGGCAACUGAUUUUAUUACAAUAACAAAGGAGGAGGAUACAGCAGAAUGGCGAACUAUUAAGCCAGAGACUUUCGCUGUCAUCAUGGACUUUUUUGCUUCUGGCUUGCCAGUCAUUCAUGAAAUUGAUCAAGCAGAAAGUGAACAUGCUGGAUGUGAUGAGGAUGAUGAUGAGACAGUAGCGAUGAUUAAGGAACUUCUUGACACUCGCAUUCGUCCCACAGUACAGGAAGAUGGUGGUGAUAUUCUUUUCCGGGGAUUUGAUGAUGGAAUAGUUUAUCUUAAGAUGAUGGGUUCAUGCACUGGAUGUCCUUCCUCUGUUGUUACACUCAAGAAUGGUGUUCAGAAUAUGCUCCAGUUCUACAUACCAGAGGUUGUUGAGGUAGUAGAAGCGAAAGAUGCAGAUGAUGAGCUAAUUGAAGAGGAAUUUAAGAAGUUUGAAAAAGAGCUCGAGUCGAAGCAGACAAAAACAGAAUAAGUCAACUGUUAUUACCCAAAAUUCUAAGUAUACAAUUGCAUUAAUAUAGUUACUUUAAACCUAUUGUGUACAUACUAUAUCUACUUAAAUUUGUGGAAAAAGUUAAACUUUUCUUAGAGUUUUGAAUAUAAUGUUCAGAUUUCUUCCACUUAGCAUAAACAGCGUCUGAAAAUGUAAAUUUAUGUACUCGUAUACCUUAAUUAACCCUUUCAGGGUCCGUCCCGUAGAUCUACGUCAUGAGCUCAGCUCACUCUGAUAAACUGUGAGUGGUAAAUUUGGGCCUAGAUAUGAGAGAAUACAUCUAUGUGGUAUGUGUGCACCACAUAAAACAAAUCCUGCAGCACACUGUGUAUAAUGAGAGGAAAAAAACUGAGACCGUGAUUUUCGAUUAAAACAGCGACUUUGCAGUGUUUUUUCGUAUGUUUUUUAUAGUUGUAUUUGUGAUUUCUUGGUCUCAUUUGAUAGAAUGGAAGACAUAUUACAGAAAUAGAGAUAAUUUUGAUUGGUUUUAGCACUGGAAAUGGCUUGAAACUGAGCUCAAAGUGGCGGAAAUGUUAAAUUUUUGCCGAUGUUCAAGAGUAAACAAACGACCUCACACGUCUAAUACAUGCCAGCUGGUCGGUCUGAUAUACAUUCAUAAAUGUGGUGAUGAUAUUUAUACAAUUAUUACAAUAUUGCAUAACAGUAAAUCUUCUAUUUUUUGGUGUGAAUAAAAAUUCAUUAUGUGAAUAAAAAAUAAAAAUGGAAUUUAUUUGUAAAGCCUCAAAAUGUAACUAAUGAACAGAGGAAAUGUUAGUUUAGUGCCAGGAAUACCUACAUUGUUUAUUCUGGAUCCUAUUUUGAAAUUGGAAUAUUUUGAACUUUGUGUUAAAUUGGCCAAAUUACCAAUUUCCGGUCACUUUAUUUUGUAGUUGAAAUAGUUGACUUGGCAAUUUCUUGUGCUCAAUCGAUAGAAUAGAAGUAAUCCUAGUGAAAUAGCUAAGAAUUUGGUCGACUGAAAUAAUGUAAUUGGCCUAAAAUGGGAGUCAAAGUCGGCAAAAUCGCCGAUUCAUAAAUAUCGCUGACACAUCAAAAUUCACGAGAGCAUAAUUUCGUCAAUUUCCCAUCAAAUUUCGUACUUUUUUUUUAUUACAUUCACAAAAAGAUUCUCUACCAUUUCAUAAGAAAAAAAUAACAAUUUUUUUUUUUUUAAAUUCUUGGACACUGGGGCACCACUUCAGAUUUUGGCCUUGGACCCUGAAAGGGUUAAGGAUCGCUGGAUUUCCAGUUAUAUUUUUUAACAUGUUACAGAAUGAACUGAAAUUUAGCAGUUCUAAUUUGUUAAGUCAGUGUUACACAGACCAACAACUGUACAGGAGUUUACUUGAGAUAUUCCCAAUUUAGAAUACAGACCAUCCCUACAGAUUCACAGGGCUUAUGUUUUGAGAGGUCCCACUAAAUUGGAAACUGCAAAUGGUUCCGUUUGCUUACUCUACUUUCAACAAACUGGCCGUAUCCCACCAAGGUAGGGUGGCCCAAAAAGAAAAACAAAAGUUUCUUUUUUAGUAAUGUAUAUAGGAGAAUGGGUUACUAGCCCCUUGCUUUCGCAUUUUAGUCGCCUCUUACAACACGCAUGGCUUACGGAGGAAAAAUUCUGUUCCGUUUUCCCAUGGGGAGUUUGCUUAAUAUUGUUUAAUAUUAAUAAUCAUUAGAAUUCAUGAUCAGAAUAGAGAUAUUUGGGCAUGGGAAAGUCAGACAGAAAAAAAUGUUGGUUAGUUGAAAUCUGCAAAAAUGGAAGCCCGUGAAUUUGAAGGAAUAGUUGCACUUUUAAGCUAACUUAUGACAAGGAAAUUCUCAAAACUGUAUAUAAUUAUUUAUACUGAAUAAAUUAUACUGCAUA
Cherax quadricarinatus is the source of this 2769-nucleotide messenger RNA. RefSeq names its product NFU1 iron-sulfur cluster scaffold homolog, mitochondrial. Gene Ontology annotation, biological process: iron-sulfur cluster assembly. Gene Ontology annotation, cellular component: mitochondrion. The record is from RefSeq and is a predicted model, not a curated record. Lineage: Eukaryota; Metazoa; Arthropoda; Malacostraca; Decapoda; Parastacidae. Gene Ontology annotation, molecular function: iron ion binding; 4 iron, 4 sulfur cluster binding.